Molecule: messenger RNA, 385 nt
Organism: Dermacentor andersoni
Lineage: Eukaryota; Metazoa; Arthropoda; Arachnida; Ixodida; Ixodidae
Source: RefSeq, a predicted model, not a curated record
CGAAGAAGAACAAGAAGCGCUGGCAAGCUCCACAUCGGUUAUCGAACAACAAGGGAAAUGCAGGACACGUGGAUCCUUGACAUUCUUCUCAUCAUCAUCAGGAUUUAUGCCAGACGGUGGGCCCUCGUUCACGCGUACAGACUUCUGCGAGGCCUGGGCUUCGAGUCCUAUGGAAUCCGACCUGGAUCCGCAGCAACUUGGUUCCACCGGCGCUGGCCGGAACGAGUAGCUCGCGGAAGCUACUUCUCGACGCUGCAGCGGUGGGGCCGAACGGGCAUUCCAUACUGGACGGAAGCGGCAAUAAUGCUCAUUGCCGCUGAAAUGACUGAGAUUAUUUUCAAAAUUGUGGUGGUCGUUCUGAAUGGUCGUUGACUCUAAUAAAGCU